Elaeis guineensis (African oil palm) is the source of this 994-nucleotide messenger RNA. RefSeq names its product ethylene-responsive transcription factor WIN1. Lineage: Eukaryota; Viridiplantae; Streptophyta; Magnoliopsida; Arecales; Arecaceae. The record is from RefSeq and is a predicted model, not a curated record. Gene Ontology annotation, molecular function: DNA-binding transcription factor activity; DNA binding. Gene Ontology annotation, biological process: regulation of DNA-templated transcription.
UGCAAUCUUUACUUCCCUUCUUUCUGACUCUCUGCCCUCUCUGUCCGGUUGCCAGAGGUGGUUUCCUGCAACAUGGUACAAUCGAAGAAGUUCAGAGGAGUCAGGCAACGCCACUGGGGCUCCUGGGUCUCCGAGAUACGCCACCCGCUCCUGAAGAGAAGGGUGUGGCUUGGCACGUUCGAGACGGCCGAGGAGGCCGCGCGGGCCUACGACGAGGCUGCAGUGCUGAUGAGCGGCCGCAAUGCCAAGACCAACUUUCCGGUUUCCAAAACCCCGGCCAGGGAUGCCGGCCCAAUUAAUGAGAACGGUCGCACCACCUCCACUGCAGGCUUGUCGGAGGUCCUCAGCGCGAAGCUCCGCCGGUGCUGCAAGACGCCAUCCCCGUCCCUCACCUGCCUCCGGCUCGACACCGAAAAGUCCCACAUCGGGGUGUGGCAGAAGCGGGCCGGCGCCCGUGCCGAUUCCAACUGGGUCAUGACCGUGAAGCUCGGCAAGGCGGAGCAGCAGGAGUCGAGGAGCAACGUGGAGGGGGAGGUGGCGCCGCCCUCGCCGGUGGUGGAGGGGACAACGACGCAGGGGAUGGAUGAAGAGGACAGGAUCGCACUGCAGAUGAUAGAGGAGCUCCUCAACAGAAGCAACUGUCCAGCGUCUCCUUCACAUGGAGAUGGAGUGUUACAGAGUGAAGGCGGCUUUCUACUGUAGUCCACAUCACAGCUGACGGAUUUGGCAGGCUUUGUUUGUGUGUUGGUCGGUUGGUUCGUGUAGUGCUUAAUUCUGAGUUGGGUUUGCAAAUUGAAACCUAUAUGCAUGCUGCGCGCAUACAUGCGGAUGACCGAUAAUAUAUAUGUGGCUUAUAUAUCUUUCUGUGUUAAUUUCCAAUUAAGGUCACCAAGUAGCUAGCUAGUCUCCCUUCAACACGUGAAGGCUUGGGGUAUGUAUAUGUCACUGUAAGCGCCCACAUGAAAAAGGAAAUAAAGAGCUAAAAUAUUCAAAG